Molecule: messenger RNA, 3213 nt
Organism: Mytilus californianus (California mussel)
Lineage: Eukaryota; Metazoa; Mollusca; Bivalvia; Mytilida; Mytilidae
Product: nardilysin-like
Exons: 30
Coding region: 73-3168 (1031 amino acids)
Biological process (GO): proteolysis
Molecular function (GO): metalloendopeptidase activity; metal ion binding
Source: RefSeq, a predicted model, not a curated record
AAAAAAAAAAAUAAACGAAAUGUUCGACGUGUUCGACAAAGAUUUGAAGAAAUGUUUUAAGUUACUGAUGAAAUGACUACAGAUAAUAAAAGAAUAAAAAUGUCAAAUGUCAUAACACAAUCAGAAAAUGAUGACAGAAAGUAUAGAUACAUUUCUCUUGAUAAUGGAUUAAGGGCAUUAUUGAUAUCUGAUCUGAAAGAAGGGGAGAGUGUGGUUGAUGAGGAUGUAGAAUCUGACGAGGAAUCAGAAGAGGAAGAGGUGGAAGACCAUGGAAUGGAAAUGGAUGACCAGUCAGAUGAAGAGGUGGAUGAAAAUAUUGCCAAUUCACAGCAGAUGGAGAGAAAGUCAGCAGCAGCUUUGUGUAUUGGAGUUGGAAGUUUCUGUAACCCAGACAACAUUCCAGGAUUUGCUCAUUUUCUUGAACAUAUGGUAUUCAUGGGAAGUAGUAAAUAUCCAGGAGAAAAUGAACUGGAUGACUAUAUCAGUACACGUGGUGGAGACACAAAUGCAUGGACAGAUACAGAAAAGACCUGUUUUUAUUUUGGAGUAGAACAAAAGUACUUUUACAGAGCAUUAGACAGAUUUGCUAAUUUUUUUAUCAGCCCACUGUUUAAGGAAGAUGCAGUUGAUAGAGAAAUCGAAGCUGUUGACAGUGAGUUUCAGAUGAACUUGACAGAUGAUAAUUCCAGAGCAAGUCAGCUGUUUUCUCUUUUAGCCAGAGAGAAUCAUGUCAUGAGAAUGUUUAUGAUAGGUAAUGCUGAAACAUUACGUGAAACUCCAGAGAAACAAGGACUGAACAUUUACAGUAAACUUAAAGAUUUCUACCUGAGGUUAUACUCUGCACAGUACAUGACAUUAGCUGUUUACUCAAAAGAUACCUUAGACAGAAUGGAAACACAUGUGAAGGAUAUAUUCUCAUCAAUUCCUAACAAUAAUCUUCCAAGGCCAGUAUUUGACAGUCAUAAGGAACCUUUCCCUGAUGUUUCUUUUCACAAAAUUAUUAAAGUUUUACCUGUGAACAAUGUACAUAAGAUGUGGGUUUCAUGGGCCUGUCCACCUGUUGGUGAUCUGUAUAGGACUAAACCACUUGAUAUCCUAGAUGCCUUAAUUACACACGAAGGAAAAGGCAGUAUUUUAUCACUACUAAAGAAGAAAACUUGGGCAGUAGGAUUGGAAGGAAAUAUGUCAUAUGAUGGUUUUGAUUUUAACUCAACAUGGAGCUGGUUUUUAUUUUCCAUCAAGCUGACACCUGAAGGAUUCAGCCAUUACAGAGAGGUUUUGGUGAUAGUAUUUGAAUACCUUCAUAUGCUGAGAAAAAAAUUUGAAAGCUUGACAGCAUUUUAUGAAGAACAAAAACUGAUUGCUAAAACAAACUUCAGGUGGAGAGAAAAGAUUGACCCCUUAGAAUAUGUAGAGAAAGUAGCAGAAAACAUGCAGUUUUUUUCAGAAGAGGAUGUAUUAACUGGAAGAUCACAGUUUUAUCAGUAUGAUGAGAAGAUGGUGAAAUCAUUUUUAGAUUUCAUGACACCAGAGCAUUGUAAUGUUACAUUAAUGGCAAAAGAACUUGAAGAACUAUGUACAUUGGAAGAAAAAUACUACAAAGUUAAAUACUGCAUGGAAGAAUUUGAUGAGAAAUUAAUGUUGAACUUACAAAGUGUACAGAACAAUCCAGAACUUCACUUCCCUGAGCCAAAUCAGUACAUUGCCACUGAUUUUGAUCUUAAAAUUGUAAAGGAAGAGUCUUGUACUAAAUACCCAGUUUUGCUGAAAGAAGACAGCUUCAUAAAAAUGUGGUACAAAAAGGACAAUAAAUUUUGUGUCCCUAAAGGGUACAUACAUAUUCACCUUAUGAGUCCUGUCACAUACAAAACCUUGGAGAAUGCUACUAUGUUUGACAUAUACAUCAACCUGUUAACACAGAUACUGAAUGAAGUAACAUAUUCAGCAGUAAUGGCUGACCUUGAUUUUUCAAUAGAUGGCCAUAAGACAGGAAUGGAGAUUAUAAUGGACGGCUUUUCUCACAAACUUCCUGAACUGUUAAAAGCAGUGAUGAAGGAGGUGUUUAAUUUAACAACUACAGAAAAGUUUUAUCAGGCUAUCUGUACUGAGCUUAAGAAGUCUUAUCACAAUACUAUGUUAAAAACAGAUGAAUUAUGCAGAAAUGUAAGAUUUGCUGUACUAGAACCAGUUCAAUGGACUUAUGCAGAAAAAUAUCUUGUUGUAGAUAGUCUGUCUGAAGACUUUGUCAAAUUCAUGAAUUUUGUCAAAGAAUUUCAGUCUAAACUGUUUGUAGAAUCCUUUGUCACUGGAAAUUUCACACCAGAGGAAGCUGUGAGUUAUGCUGACAUAAUGAAGAGUCAUAUGUCUGGUGAAGUUGUACCUCAUGACCAGCAGUUCAAGCUGUUACUUAGAGAAGUACCAAAGUCAUCUUACUACUGUCAACAGUACAGUCACAACCUAUCUGAUGCCAACUCUACAUUAACUGUAUACCUACAGUCUGAACCAGGCACAUUUCACACAAAUUGUUUAAACCAAUUGUUACAGGCAAGAAUAAAGGAACCCUGUUUUGACACAUUAAGAACAAAACAUCAGCUUGGCUAUGAGGUGUAUAGUCAGAACCUUGUCACCAACGGUAUACUGGGAAUGUCAAUUGUUGUAGAAUUCCAAGCUCAUAAAUUCAGUAUGUUGGAAGUAGACAAUCACAUUACACAGUUCUUAGAAGAUUUCAGCACCACCAUUGAUGAUAUGACAGAGACUGAGUUCAGUAGUUUGGUUGCUUCAUUGAUAGUUGUUAAGCAGACAGAAGAUUCAAAUUUGGGAGAGGAAGCAUCCAGAUCUUGGAAAGAAAUAUUAGAACAGCUAUAUGUAUUUGAUAUACUUGAAAAAGAGAUAUCAGUACUUAGGACCAUUUCCUUGGACAGCUUUAAAUCAUGGUACAAACAAUACUUACCACAAGAAGACAGAAGGAUUAGUUUCCAGGUCUUAGGCCACACAGACCAGACAAGAAGGACAACAGCUGAAUUAGGAUAUAAAGACAUAGACAGCAUGAAGAGUAAAGGGUUUCCAUGUAUCAGUGAUAAAGACUUUAGUAACAUAAAACAUAUAGAUGACAUUGAAACAGCUACUUCAAACUGGACUAUACAUCCUCUUACUAAAAUAACAAGCUGAUGAAGGUUUAUUUUAGUUUUAUUAAUAAAGGUGCUAGUCAUUUUA